AUGUUGUUCGCGAAAUCAUUAUGUAUUGCUUUGCUUUUGUAUUCUACAAGUUAUGGGAAAAGUCGAGCAAUGGAAAACGAAUCAAACUUGGAAAAGAGAACUGGUGUGGCAAAUACACCAUCAAUAGUUUCACAAUCACAUCGGCAGAAAGUUCUGGAUGCGACUCGUGUAUCGCCAGGUAUAUAUUUUAUCAAUUGUUCUGUUUAUAGAAAACAAUAUUUUCCAAGCUAGUUUUGAACACACACACACACACACACACACACACACAUAUAUAUAUAUAUAUAUAUAUAUAUAUAUAUAUAUAUAUAUAUAUAUAUAUAUAUAUAUAUAUAUAUAUAUAUAUAUAUAUAUGUAUAUUCUGCAAUCUGAUUGGUUCUCUACUAGCAGGAUAUUAGCUCAUAUCCUGCUAGUAGAGAAAAACAAAAUGGCAGCUCAAACUGUGUCUAUCAAGAUUAUUAAUUACAUCUGAACUAUAUUAACUGAAAGGGUACGUACACCGGAUAGACAUUACAAGACUAUAAUUAUUAUCUUAUUUAGCGCAACCAAAACAGAAUAUAAAGAUUGGUCAAAAGCGCCAUCUAAAUUUGCCAGACAAUUUUAUUAAAAAUAUUGCUCGAUAUGUGAACACUAAACAAAAAAGGUCAAUGAAAAUGCACGAUAAGAAAUCCAUAGAUUAUGAUGCUGGAAAAGAAGUUAAGAAUAUCCACCAACGGCGACACAUGAAAAAAGAAGAAGUUCCACAAGUGACUUAUAGUUUAUCACGAGGUAUACGAAACAAUGUAAUAUCUAUAUCGUGUUAAUAUGUUUACUCUAAAAACGCAACGAGGUUAGGCAGUUAUGUUAAUCCCCUGCAUGCCAGGAGUGUUACAUUUAACAUUUUCGCAGCUUAAUAGGGGGAUUAAGUCCAUUUUCAUCUAUGGCCGUGCAAGUAAGACCUUUGUUGCCAAGUUUGGAUGAUAAAUAUUAAAUCGAUUAAAUCGAUGAAAAUAAUGUCUUAUCCCUGCAGAAUCAGCUUCACGAUUCAUGUAUUAAUGGUAAAUCAUUUAUUGAUUUGCAAUAAAGUUGGAGUGUAUCAUGAAUACUGCUCUAAUUUUACUGGUUCGAAUGAAUUAUUAAGAUUAUAUGGUUGGUGUGACCUACCAAAACUGAAAACGUAUAGCUAAAAAUCCGACUAAUAAGACAAUUGCUUUAUGAGCCGUAACACGUUUUCUCUAUCUAUUCCUUAUUCCUUAAUUUAAGGUUACAGGACACCUUUUGUGGCGUUUCGCGGAGAAUCGCUACUACGCGCUUAUUAAGCGUCCGAUUUUUGUCAAAUUUUCACCAAAUGUUUGCCAGGGCAUGCAGAAUAUAAUAAAGUUGUCAAAUUGACAAACCAAUAAAAUAAUCCAAGAAUUACUCCGGAAAAUUAAAAAACUCGGUACCUUCACGUCUUUGAGUUGUUCUCCUGUCGGUUUUAAGAUAUAUUUUCGAAAAUAACAUUUUUGUAGAGCUAAAUAGUUGUUUUAAAAAAACGUGUUCGGCUUUGUUUAGCUUUUUCGCCGUUCGUUUGAUAUAUUGAUUUCUUUGAUUAUUACAAUAUAUUUCAAAUUAUGUAGACUGAAUUGCUCGUAAUUCACUAAAUAUCCAAAAUUAAAACAAAGCCGAACACCUUUUUUAUGCUGAAGUCAUCAGCUAUGCGCUGUGCAAAUUUUAGAACAAUCGGUUACAACGCACAGGAGAACAACUGGCUUGAAAAUCAGUAAUUACCGCAAAAAUAGUCCCCAGAAAAUUGAAUUUGAAUAUUACAUUUUCAAUGUUGUUUAUAUUGCAGAGAAAUGUAUUUUAUUAAAUAACUCCGCGAGUUUUCAACAUUUUUCUUUCAAACUUGGUCAGAUAUUAGAAGUGGUCUAAAGCUUUUAUGAAAGCCAAUAAAAAAAAUUUGGGCCAAUUUAACACUCAAGGGUGUCCUGUAACCUUAAGGUUACAUGAGGACACCCUUUUUGGCCUUUUGUGGAAAAUUGCAACUGCUUGCUCAAAAUCAGCCGAUUUUCAUCAAAUUUUCACCAAAUGUUAGCAAAUGCAUGCAAAAUAUGGUAAAGUUGCAAAAUUGACAAACAAUAAAAUAAUGUAAGAAUUAUUCAGGAAAAUCUUAAGUUGCGGUACCUUUACGCUUUUGAAUUAUGUUCCUGCUGGUUUUGAGAUAUAUUUAUGAAAAUAUCAUUUUUAUACAGCAAAAUAGUUGUUCUUAAAAACUUUAUUCUGAAAUUUUUGUUUAUUUCGUCAUUGCGUUGAUAUGGCGAUUCAUUUGACGACUGCAAUAUAUUUCUGAAUCGUUUGUGUGAAUUGCCCCUUAUUAUUAAAAUAUCCAAAAUUAGAGCAACGCCGAACACAAUUUUGAAACUGACGUCCUUAGCUAUGUCCUGUGCAAUUUGAGAAAAAUUCGUUAAAACUCGCAGGAGAACAACUCGUUUGAAAAUCAGUAAUUGCCGUAAAAUUAUUCAGGAGGCAGUUAAAUUUGAAUAUUACAUUUUCAAUGUUUCUUUUGUUGCAAGCAAAAUGUAUUUUAUUAAAUAACUUUGCGAGUUUUCAAAAUUUUUCGUCCAAACUUGGUCAGAUAGUAGAACUAUAGUCCAAUAGUCAGAUAGUAGACCUAUAGUCCAUUCAGGGGUUCUGUAAACUUAACCCAGUGCAAGGUAAUGACUACUUUAGAAAACUAGAAAACAAGCUAGGAAAAAACAGUUAUUGGUAAAAAGUCAACAAGCAUAUAAUGCUACGACUAUAGGGCGCAUGCAGAGUAAUGAGGGAUCCCGCCAUCCAGGAGGAGACCAACUGUCUAGCUACGCAGUUUCUAUAAAUAUUUGCAUCUCUAAAGUAAAAGUCAUAAUUAUACCCGUGUAUACUAUACGACCACUGAGGACCACCCACGCUGUCCUAUACCCUUGCCUAAAUAAAUCCAAUAAAAUAUAUUAUGUUUGUCUAUUGAUUUUAUGUAAAUAGGUCAUACAACAACAGGAUUGAAGCGUAACCCUUCGGCCGUGGCGGCCGCUGUUGGCAACGAAAAAGUUCAAGAGGCCCUUGUCGAAAAAGGCAUUGAAGUUGUAGGAAAUGCAAUUGAUAAGCAGAUAGCAAAUAUAGAGGGGGCACAGAAUAAAUCUCAAGCAUUUCUAAAUUCGAGGGUAUGUGAUUGUUGUUUCUUUCAACUAUUAUACUAUAUGCAGGCCGGUAUUUGCGUACAUAUGGCGACUACGUAUCGUAUAUAGUCAUUGUAUCAAUAUGUUGCCCGUAUAAGCUUCUCAUGCAAAAAGUGUGAUAAUUAACAAUUAUACUCGCCGAAGGCGAGGUGAUUAUCGGGGAAUGUUCAAGCCGAUUUUGGCCAAUUUUGGACGUUCUAAGCUACUUGUUUGAACCACGUUUUAGACACGUCGGCAAAACAAAUUAUAUCACGUUGGCGCGAGUAGCGACGGCAAAACAUAAUUCAGAAAACAUUCGCCGGAAGUGAAAUCGACAUCCGGUCGCCGUCGCCGCCUCCGCCUACAAAUCAUCAUUGACGAAGUUCCCUACUAAGUUCCACAAAACGGGAAAACGCCUUUAUUGCAAUUCACCUGUGGGUGAAUAUAACGGCUUAAUACGUCAAAUUUUACCAAGCAACUUGCAGGGUUUGUCGUAUUCACUUAUGCAAAGAUGCUAAAACUGUAUAUCAACAAGAAAAAUUUUUAUAUUUGUUAAAUAUAUAGAGAACGCUAAUACAGAAACCGUAUAAUUUUUUUCUUGUGAUAUUAGAAAAAAGAAAGCAAGACAAUAACACAUUGAGUCUCAUACAACAGCACACUUAUUGCGGGUAACACAGUUUCGAUAUACUAUUGACAAAAGUCGGUUCAUAUGUUUAUUUUUGAAUCUUGGUAAUCAUAUAUUAAUUAAUUUAGUUGAACAACAUAGUACUCAACCUCGUACCCGGGCUCUUUGCACUACGCUCCUCGCAGGAUGAAAGAACCUGGUAAUAGCUGGUCACGUGGCUCCCAGAUUCUGGGUGCUAAAUUGAGAUUGUACUUGAGGAGGGAUGGUAGAGGAAUGCGCUUGUUUCGCUUGGAAAAUUACGACUUAUGUGUUAUUAUUUCGGGCGAUAAAAUUUAAAAUUCCAAUAAGAAAUCCUGAAAUAUUUUGUAUUUAUUAUCACACGUCUUCCUCUAUAUCAUUGAGUGUUGGGUUACAUUAGUCAAUUGAGUGGUUGGAUCAGAUUUCAGUGGAAAUCAAGGUUUGGUAACGAAAGCACGCUUCGCUUAAUACUUCGCUGUAAAAAUCAUCCGCGCGCGGACCGAAGAUUCUUUCUGUUGUCAGUAUCGAAGUGUAUCCUGUCCGAUACGUAAACCCAACGGAUUUACCUUAUGGAGAUGUGGAAUUGCUAUAAAAUAGUAAGAUCUUGUGAUCCCGCCCACUGUGUAUAAAUUCUAAACGCUGAUAUCCCGACUGUGAAAUUUUAAGCCCGUCAAAUACUGUGAUAUAUAUAUAUAUAUAUAUAUAUAUAUAUAUAUAUAUAUAUAUAUAUAUAUAUAUAUAUAUAUAUAUAUAUAUAUAUAUAUAUAUAUAUAGCUUAAGAUUUUGGUUUACGAAACACAAACAGUGCUCAAUACCAUAUAGAUAGAGCGUAAUAUAGUUUUUCGUUUUACCUCAAAAAACCACAACAGUCUGUUUCAUCUGUAUAGGAAUCAUCCUAUACGGAUGAAACAGACUGUGGAUGGUUCCUAUACGGAUGAAACAGACUGUUGUGGUUUUUUGAGGUAAAACGAAAAACUAUAUAUAUAUAUAUAUAUAUAUAUAUAUAUAUAUAUAUAUAUAUAUAUAUAUAUAUAUAUAUAUAUAUAUAUAUAUAUACCGUUUUGCCAUCGCUGAGUAUCAACGAUCAAGAAUUAUGUCAAACUAGUAUAACUCUCCGUUAUCAAACAUAUGCGAGGUUUUGCCAAGCCACGUGGUCCAGCCGAGCAAGAGCUUUGAGAAAAUUGUUUGGCAGUUUUAAUGGCGACACAAAAGAACUACUCUCAGAUAAGGUAGUAUUAGAUACGAAGCCAAGUGCCUGGGGGAAAGUCUUUCAAAGUUUGAACCUGUGUCAGUCGCAUUCACGUAUAUUCGAAUAUUUUAUAUCACCACCCCAUCUGCAGACACCUGCAUUGGAUGUUCUAUCAUCUACAGACACCUGCAUUGGAUGUUCUUCAUGCAAGCAUGCAUGGAGAAUGAUUAGCGAAGCAACGUACAAACUAAGCCAGAUCGCUAAUGAUUUUUCUGCUUUCUACCAGCAUGCGACAACGUUUUUCGAUGGAGUUAAUUAUAAAUUAUCCGGAGAAGGCAUUUGUUUGACAGCAGCACGCGGAGUGCAAAGCUAGUGCUGAAAAAAAUUCGUCGUUUCACUGUAGUAAUUUUAUAAAACAAAUACCAAAUGGUGUUCCCGUGCAGGAUAGCAUGAUCCAUGAACUUGCAUGGGAUGUUGUUCAACUUUCGGAAAGCGUAAAAAUACACUCGCCUACGGCUCGUGUAUUUUCACGCUUUCCGAAAGUCUCGCAAUAUCCCGCGUGCAUGGAUCACGCAAUCCUGCACGGAAAACCAUUCGGUAUUCCUUUAAUAAAGGGGUUGGAAAAGAAACUCGGAAAUGCACAACACUUAUCGAAGGAGCAAAGUCUGAGUCUUUUACCGAAUUUUGGUCACAUGACAAAGGAUUUGUUUAUAAACGAGCAAAAGCAUGCUAACAAAUUAAAGAGUUCAAGAUAUGGGGAUACCAGCAAGCAAUUUGCAGUCAUCUUACAUUUCUACAGUCCCAAGGCAUAUAACUUUUGUAAGAAAAUCCCUUCAUCUACCAUGUCCAGCCAUCAUACGAGCUUGGGCAGCAGCCAUGAAGUGUGAGCCUGGUUUAUUAACUUGUGUCAUUGAACACUUGCAGAAUACUCUGGAUGAAGAAGAUAAGGAUUGUUUCCUGUUAGUCGAUAGAAUGUCUAUAAAAAAAAAAGUAAUAUGGGACAAGAAGAACAAAAAUUUCGAAGGCAACACAGGCUACGGCCCAAUUCUGGCCGGAUAACAGCAUAGUAUUGCCCAAAAUGCCCUAGUUGUCAUGUCUGUUGGACUGAAAAAGCCAUGGUCUCGUCCAAUUGCAUACUUCCUAGUGGAUCGUGUUGAUGCCCAAAUGCAGGCAACAAAUGAUCAAAGAGGCAAUCAAUUUACUAACUGAUGCUGGGCUCGAUGUUCAUGGGGUUACAUUUGAUGGUUGUGCUAAAAACGUAGCCACAGCAAGAUACAGCUGGGAUGCAACAUUGCCAAAUUUGAUGGCUCAUUCAAGCACCCAACACGGCCACACAAAACACUAGCUAUAUGUCAUCUUGGAUCUGUGCCAUCUGUUAAAACUGGCACGUAAUAACUUGGGAGAUUUGAAGGUAUUCUACACAGAAAGUGGGGACAUAAUCAGUUGGCAGUACCUCACAGGACUCUACAACAUUAAAAAAGGUGAUAUUUUGAAUCUUAUAAACAAGCUGAAAUCUACGCACAUAAGGUGGCAUAAUCAGAAAAUGAAAGUGGCCGUUGCGGCCCAAACCUUAAGUAAUUCUGUUUCAGCUGGAAUCAUGCAUCUUCGAAACCUCAAAUUGGAGCAGUUUAAAGAUGAUGAUGAAACAGCAGAAUUCAUUCUGAAAAUUAACAACAUGUUUGACAUUUUGAUUUCCAAAAGAAAAUUUGGCAAGAGUCACAAAGGUCCAAUUACACUAUAAAAUCUGGAUGAAUUACGUCAUAAUCUACUUGACACAAUUAGUUAUUUAACUGAACUGAAGGACAGUAAUGGAGUAAAAUUAAUUGAUAGCCCAAGAAAAGCAUUUAUCCUGGGUUUUGCUGUGUUAUCAAAAUUAAUCAUGGCAUUGGCUAAAGAACUAUUAAGAAGAACUCGCAACAAGUUUGAUUAUGUGCUUACCUGUAGUUUCUCCCCAGACCAGCUAGAGAUGUUCUUUAGCAAGAUACGAAAUCGUCUUGGAUGGAACAUUAACCCGAAUGCACUCCAAUUCAAGUGGGCCCUGAGAGCAUUACUUCAGAUGAACCAGGUGACAGCUGCUGAAACUGGCAAUUGCUCUGUUAUUGAAGAAAGCAAGUAUACCAAAGAAGCCGAUAGUGUUGAUAACAGGGUUGCUGCAUUGUUGAACAACUCCACCAUGUGGCACGAGGACAUCCUAGCAUAG
Messenger RNA from Paramuricea clavata, 7181 nucleotides. Lineage: Eukaryota; Metazoa; Cnidaria; Anthozoa; Malacalcyonacea; Plexauridae. The record is from the annotation of a GenBank genome assembly.